AUGCCCUGGAGAAGACUAUUUUCAAGAUCGUGAAUAUAUCUGUCCGUAUCAUGGCCCACGUGAGACACUUGCGGACAUUAGUUUCGGGAUUUUACUUCUGGGAAGCAGCACUGUUACUCAGUUUGGUUGCCACAAAGGAAACAGAUAGUGCAAGAUCUCGAAGUGCUCCAAUGUCACCUUCUGACUUUCUGGAUAAAUUAAUGGGGAGGACAUCGGGGUAUGAUGCAAGAAUCAGGCCCAAUUUUAAAGGCCCUCCAGUUAAUGUCACAUGCAACAUAUUCAUCAACAGCUUUGGCUCUAUCGCAGAGACUACCAUGGAUUACAGAGUGAAUAUUUUUCUUCGUCAGAAAUGGAAUGAUCCUCGUCUUGCAUAUAGUGAAUAUCCUGAUGACUCUUUAGACCUCGACCCUUCCAUGUUGGACUCCAUUUGGAAACCUGAUUUGUUCUUUGCCAAUGAAAAGGGUGCCAACUUUCAUGAAGUCACUACCGACAACAAAUUGCUCAGAAUUUUCAAAAAUGGAAAUGUUCUUUAUUCAAUAAGAUUGACAUUAACACUUUCCUGUCCAAUGGAUCUUAAGAAUUUUCCAAUGGAUGUACAAACAUGUAUAAUGCAACUGGAAAGCUUUGGGUACACAAUGAAUGACCUCAUUUUUGAAUGGCAAGAUGAGGCACCUGUACAAGUGGCAGAAGGACUCACUUUGCCCCAAUUUCUGUUGAAAGAAGAAAAAGAUUUGCGAUACUGCACUAAACAUUACAAUACAGGAAAGUUUACAUGUAUAGAAGUGCGAUUCCAUCUUGAACGACAAAUGGGAUACUAUCUGAUCCAGAUGUACAUUCCCAGUCUCCUGAUUGUUAUUCUAUCCUGGGUUUCCUUCUGGAUCAACAUGGACGCAGCUCCGGCCAGGGUAGCUCUGGGAAUAACCACUGUGUUGACCAUGACCACACAGAGCUCAGGAUCACGAGCCUCCUUACCAAAGGUUUCAUAUGUCAAAGCCAUUGACAUUUGGAUGGCAGUGUGCCUCCUUUUUGUGUUUUCAGCACUUCUGGAGUAUGCAGCUGUAAAUUUUGUAUCAAGGCAACACAAAGAACUUCUGAGAUUUCGGCGAAAGAGAAAGAAUAAGACAGAAGCUUUUGCAUUGGAGAAGUUUUACCGUUUCUCAGACAUGGAUGAUGAGGUAAGGGAAAGUCGAUUCAGCUUCACCGCCUAUGGAAUGGGACCAUGUCUACAAGCAAAAGACGGUGUCCCCCCAAAAGGCACAAACCUUCCCAUCCAGGUAAUGCCAAAAAGCCCUGAUGAAAUGAGGAAGGUCUUUAUCGACCGGGCCAAGAAGAUUGACACCAUCUCUCGAGCCUGCUUCCCAUUAGCCUUUUUGAUUUUUAAUAUUUUCUACUGGGUUAUCUAUAAAAUUCUUAGGCACGAGGAUAUUCAUCAGCAACAAGAUUAA
Lemur catta (Ring-tailed lemur) is the source of this 1445-nucleotide messenger RNA. It is a transcript of the gene GLRA3, whose product is annotated as glycine receptor alpha 3. The coding region runs from base 51 to 1445 and encodes 464 amino acids. The transcript is spliced from 10 exons. The record is from RefSeq and is a predicted model, not a curated record. Gene Ontology annotation, biological process: chloride transmembrane transport; chemical synaptic transmission; regulation of membrane potential. Gene Ontology annotation, cellular component: neuron projection; synapse; plasma membrane. Gene Ontology annotation, molecular function: glycine binding; transmitter-gated monoatomic ion channel activity; extracellularly glycine-gated chloride channel activity. Lineage: Eukaryota; Metazoa; Chordata; Mammalia; Primates; Lemuridae.